Dendrobium catenatum is the source of this 1329-nucleotide messenger RNA. Its product is annotated as cardiolipin synthase (CMP-forming), mitochondrial-like. The coding region runs from base 115 to 969 and encodes 284 amino acids. Gene Ontology annotation, cellular component: membrane; chloroplast envelope. The record is from RefSeq and is a predicted model, not a curated record. The transcript is spliced from 7 exons. Gene Ontology annotation, biological process: glycerophospholipid biosynthetic process. Gene Ontology annotation, molecular function: CDP-diacylglycerol-glycerol-3-phosphate 3-phosphatidyltransferase activity. Lineage: Eukaryota; Viridiplantae; Streptophyta; Magnoliopsida; Asparagales; Orchidaceae.
UAGAUAUAUAUAUCACGAAGAACCGAUCGCUGUUUUUUAUUUCUCCGCGAUUCUUUUUCAGUCUGCGCCGCCGACACUGGUGUCAGUCUCCGUGCUAAUACGAAAUCUACAACCAUGGACUUUAGCAUAAGCGGUCGGCGGACUGGAAAAAGCGGCGUCGCGCAAUUGGGUGUCAAGAGCCGCGUGCCGGGUUUUCUCUCGGAUCGGGGCAGUUUUGAGGGGGACGCGAGAAGAUGGGCCGAGGGCGGAGGGAGGGAGGGGAGAAGGGGGCAAGAUAUGGAUUCUCUUUAUCAUCCGUAUAUAGGCGAGAAAGAAGAGACAGAGAUGGACGGAGGGAACUUGCAUCCAUUGCAGCAGGAACAAGGGGGUUCGGCCGGAUUUUUGACGCUGCCGACGGUGCUCACGCUUGGUAGAGUCGCCGCCGUCCCGCUUCUCGUAAGCACCUAUCACAUGAAUGGUUCAUGGGCUUCAACUUUAACUAGCAGCAUCUUUCUUGUCGCGGCACUUACAGACUGGCUGGAUGGUUAUCUGGCUCGUAAGAUGCGGCUAGGAACUAGGUUUGGUGCAUUUUUGGAUCCUGUAGCCGAUAAGCUUAUGGUUGCUGCCACUUUGGUAUUACUGUGUACGAGACCUUUAGAGGUGGCCAUCUUUGGAGAAGUUCCAUGGCUUUUGACAGUCCCUGCAAUUGCUAUUACUAGUAGAGAGAUAACAAUGUCUGCUGUCAGGGAAUGGGCUGCCUCACAGAGUAGCAAGCUUCUUGAGGCAGUUGCGGUCAAUAAUCUUGGAAAAUGGAAGACAGCAACUCAAAUGACAGCGCUAACAAUACUCCUCAUUAUCAGAGAUCCCAGCCUCACAGGGCCAGGCUUUCUAGUGUCUACAGGUGUGUUUCUCCUGUAUGUUUCUGCUGGUCUUGCUUUAUGGUCAUUAGCAGUGUACGUGGGGAAUGUAUGGAGCUUCUUGAUUAAGUAAUCGCGUUCGACGAUCAAAUCAAGAAAACAUAGGAAAUGGAUAAUCCUUUUUAGCUAACUUGUUCGGAAAGAUGGAAAUUAGCCUGUUACCUAUUUAACUGUAGGCAGGAAGAUAAUAGUGGAUAUUAUGGUGAAGAAACAACAUACUAAAUUUAGGAGUUGUGCUCAACAUUGAAGAAGUUUUAUUAUCCAAAAUUUUUAUGAUUGUAGCCUUUCUAUCUUCUUUAAAUAGGAGAUUUUAGGUCUCAAUACGUAGAAGAGUAGUUAUUUGGGGUUUAUAUGAAUUGUUAUAAAGGUGGCUGAUAUUGUGUCUUAAUUUCAUUGUUGACUUUAGAAUGGUACUUCUUUUAUACUUUAUUCA